GCAGCUCAUAUCUCUGAGGGCUUUCAGUCUGCACCACGGAGGAACCGCUCGUUUCUCCAGACUACUGCUGUAUCAUCAUCUUUAGUUUAUUGUAGCUUUCUAAGAUCUCGGGCUCCAUCCUGAAGCUGAAGAUAAAGGAAUUGCUCAGUAAUAACAGCACGCGCGCGCGCGAGCGACACACAGAGAGAGAGAACGUUAUUGACGCUUCUGACGUUACGGUGCAGCCGUGUAACCUUUCUCCAGGAAUCACUGUGUGUGUGUGUGUGUGUGUGUGUGUGUGUGUGUGCGUGUAUUAUCGGUGUUGUUUUGUGGUAACGUGUGUGUGUGUGUGUUGUGCCGAGCUUGGCCUGUAAAUAGAGAGAGAGAGAGAGAGGAGUGAAGUGCAGCACCAUGUUCAGCUGGCUCGGAACAGACGACAGGAGAAAGCGGGAUCCUGAGGUGUUUCACACGGUCAGUGAAGGACUCAAGAAGCUCUACAAAACCAAACUGCUGCCUUUAGAAGAACAUUACAAAUUCCACGAGUUCCACUCACCGGCGCUGGAGGAUGCGGACUUCGACAACAAGCCCAUGGUGCUGCUGGUGGGUCAGUAUUCCACCGGGAAGACCAGCUUCAUACGAUAUCUGCUAGAGCAGGACUUCCCAGGCAUGCGGAUUGGUCCAGAGCCCACCACAGACUCGUUUAUCGCCGUGAUGCACGGAGAUAUCGAAGGCUUGAUUCCAGGAAACGCUCUGGUCGUGGAUCCUAAGAAACCUUUCCGUAAGCUGAAUGCUUUUGGGAACGCGUUCCUCAACAGGUUUGUGUGUGCGCAGCUCCCUAACCCUGUUCUGGAGAGCAUCAGCGUGAUCGACACUCCGGGAAUCCUGUCUGGAGAAAAACAGAGAAUUAGCAGAGGCUACGACUUUGCGGCUGUGCUGGAGUGGUUCGCCGAGCGCGUGGACCGCAUCAUCCUUCUAUUUGACGCCCACAAGCUCGACAUCUCGGACGAGUUCUCGGAGGUGAUAAAGGCGCUGAAGAACCAUGAGGAUAAGAUCCGUGUGGUGCUGAACAAGGCGGAUCAGAUCGAGACUCAGCAGCUGAUGCGUGUCUAUGGCGCCCUCAUGUGGUCAUUGGGAAAGAUCGUCAACACGCCCGAGGUGAUCCGCGUCUACAUUGGCUCCUUCUGGUCACACCCGCUGCUCAUCCCUGAUAAUCGCAAGCUGUUCGAGGCCGAAGAGCAGGACCUGUUCAAGGACAUCCAGUCGCUGCCACGCAACGCGGCUCUCCGCAAACUCAACGAUCUCAUCAAGAGGGCCAGACUAGCGAAGGUCCAUGCUUACAUCAUCAGCUCUCUGAAGAAAGAAAUGCCUUCAGUCUUUGGGAAAGAGAACAAAAAGAAGGAGCUGAUCAACAGCCUGGGAGAGAUUUACAGUCGGAUCGAAAGAGAGCAUCAGAUUUCUCCUGGAGAUUUCCCCAAUCUUAAAAAAAUGCAGGAGCAGCUCCAAGCCCACGACCUGAACAAGUUUCAGCCGCUGAAGCCGAAGCUUCUGGACACAGUGGACGACAUGCUGGCACACGACAUCGCCCAGCUGAUGGUCAUGGUGCGCCAGGAGGAGACGCAGCAGCCCGGGAAGGUGGUAAAGGGCGGAGCUUUCGAGGGCACCAUGAACGGGCCGUUCGGUCACGGAUACGGUGAAGGCGCCGGCGAGGGGAUAGACGAGCUCGAGUGGGUGGUUGCACGUGACAAGCCUACAUACGACGAGAUCUUCUACACGCUCUCGCCUAUCAACGGCAAGGUAACUGGUGCGAAUGCCAAGAAAGAGAUGGUGAAGUCUAAGCUGCCCAACACCGUCCUGGGAAAGAUCUGGAAGCUGGCCGACAUCGACAAAGACGGCAUGCUGGACGACGAGGAGUUUGCCCUGGCUAACCAUCUCAUCAAGGUCAAACUGGAAGGGCACGAGCUUCCCAGCGAGCUUCCGUCCCAUCUGGUGCCUCCUUCCAAGAGAAAAAUCCCAGAGUAAAACACAGCAGGAUUUAGGGUCAUGUUUAGGAAGCUUCAUGUCAUGGACACUGUACGGACAAGUAAUGAUGAACAGAAAUAAAACACUAACGAUUAAAGGACUGCUCUGAAUUGUUCCUAGUGUGGUGGAUUAAAGUUAGUCAGAUAACUAAUGUUAGAUCUUUUCACUUGUCUGUGAUUUUUGUUUAGUUUGUGUUUGUGUGUGUGUGUGUGUGUGUGUGUGUGUGUGGUUUUUUUUUUUUUUUUAGAAAUGAAAUGCAAGUCUCCACACAUCACCUCCACUGAGACUCACAUCAUCACUACACAUUCAGAUUGAACGUGCUUCAACAGAACGUCUUUCAUUUCCAGCCAAUAAGCAUUCACAUCUUAAAAAAAACAAAAAAUCAGAGUCUUAAUUCCCCUCAUCCUAUAUAUAAUCAUGCUCUUGUGUGUGUGUGUGUGUGUGUGUGUGUGUGUGUUUUGUGAAGGUGGCAUCAUGAUGAACACGAGCCCUUUCUCUAGCCUGACCAAGAGACUGUUACUGAUGUAUAUGUGCGGUGUUAGAACGUCAGUUAGCGUAUGGGAUGGACCUGUAGUCAUAGCAAUUAGUCUUCUGUACAUGUAAAUCCCUGUUCAUGAUCAUUUGAGAUUUAAAAUGGAUUCAGUGAGGCAGCACUAACACUAACAUUUGACUUUGUUUUGUAAUAUUUUUCAUAGUUCUGACAGAUUUAUGAUGAAUAUCAGUAUUUGUGCCUGUACUCAUUCCUUUGAAUUGAAUUUCCUGUGUAGCCUUGAACGUCUGUAGCAUAAUGUAUCUGUCACUGAGUCAGAAGGGUGUAUGUAGCGUGCUGAGCCUCAGACGAGUCAGAGAAGAUUAAAUAAAGGUAAGCAUGCUGCCUGGUGAUGAUCUCUACAUCGCUCAUACAGGCCUGCUGUUAGAAUGAAAUAAAGUGCACCAUCUUUCUCUUCUCCACAACACAUUUAUUCCUCAGAGUUAAUAAACAGCUGUGUUUCAGUUCA
Molecule: messenger RNA, 2996 nt
Organism: Hemibagrus wyckioides
Lineage: Eukaryota; Metazoa; Chordata; Actinopteri; Siluriformes; Bagridae
Gene: ehd3
Product: EH-domain containing 3
Exons: 6
Coding region: 391-1998 (535 amino acids)
Biological process (GO): endosomal transport; endocytosis
Cellular component (GO): cytoplasm; plasma membrane
Molecular function (GO): GTP binding; protein binding; calcium ion binding
Source: RefSeq, a predicted model, not a curated record